UGCGCAAAAAAAGAGGUCAUCGCAUCGCAAAAUAUGGCGGAAUCUGUUGUGUGCAGUGUGUUGGUUAUUUGUGAUUUGAAGUAAAUUGCCCUUUAUAGGGCUUAAAUUAAUAUCACAAUGUUUGUGUUCUUGGUGUUAUAAUAUAUUUGAACGUGAGUCAAAGAAACAUUGGUGAAAAUCGUAAGAAUUGUCAGACAUCAAGAUUUUCUUUUUGACAGUUUGGAAAUUUGUACAGCAUGUCGUCAUCAACUUCUACUACUAGUACCACGACAUCUUCAUUAGCUAGUUUAGUGACAAAUUCCGCAGGGGCCGUUAUGGCUACAGAUCACGUCCAUUCGGCACCUUCGGAACCCAUAUUUCUUCAAACUAAAUUAGCUCAGGGCGUUGCGGGAGUAUUUGUAUGGGCUGCUCUGUUGGUUACUUGUACACAGAUUUAUCAACAUUUGCGAUGGUACACGAAUCCAACAGAACAGCGAUGGAUAGUGAGAAUUUUAUUUAUAGUACCUAUCUACGCGACGUACUCAUGGAUCAGUCUUUUGUUCUUCAACUCGGAGAGCUAUUAUGUCUACUUUUUCACCGUGAGAGACUGUUAUGAAGCUUUCGUAAUAUACAAUUUCCUGUCGCUUUGCUAUGAAUACUUAGGAGGUGAAGGCAACAUCAUGUCGGAAAUUCGGGGCAAACCUAUUCGCUCUAGUUGCCUUUACGGAACGUGUUGUUUGAACGGCAAGACAUACACGAUCGGUUUUCUCCGAUUUUGCAAACAAGCGACUUUGCAAUUCUGCCUAGUAAAACCAGUAAUGGCUUUCGUUAUAAUAAUCCUGCAAGGUAUGGGACACUAUCACGACGGCGAUUGGAGUCCAGACGGCGGCUAUAUUUACGUAACAAUUAUUUAUAAUAUUUCCGUGUCUCUUGCCCUCUAUGGACUGUUUUUAUUUUACUUCGCCACUAGAGACCUUCUGACGCCGUUUGAGCCCGUUUUGAAGUUUUGUACAGUCAAGUCUGUGAUUUUCUUGUCGUUUUGGCAAGGGGUUGGUUUAGCCAUUUUGGAAAAAGCCAAUGUGAUCUCUCCGAUUAUUGAUAGUAACGGUACUCGAACAUCAGCCGGUACUGUUUCAGCUGGUUAUCAAAAUUUCUUGAUCUGCAUUGAAAUGUUUUGCGCCGCUAUUGCUUUAAGGUACGCUUUUCCGUAUCGGGUGUAUGCACAAGGAUGCGUCACCGAUUCGCGUGGUCGAUCAGUCACCAUGCAAAGUAUUUCCAGUAGCCUAAAAGAAACAAUGAAUCCCAAGGAUAUUAUGACCGAUGCCAUUCAUAAUUUCCAUCCACAGUACCAACAAUAUACACAGUAUAGCUCAGGGGGAAAAAGUGGGCGUGGUAUGAGAUUAUCUACUUACGACCCCGACGAUCCCAUGAGUCCUAGCGGAGGAACGGUGCCUCAGUGUUACAACAGUUUAGAUAACCCCUCAAGACCACCCAUAACGGCAGGACCUCGUGUUUCAACAAUAUCGCAAAAUUACACCGAAAAAACUAUGUUGUUGAGUUCAGACGAAGACAAUUGAAGAUUUAUUUAGUCAAUUUCUAGUGAAUUUGUUUUUAUUUUUAUCUACUGCAAAGAACGUAUUUUUCUAUAAUAGAUUAGCUAUUAUGAUCAUUCCUUUAACCGUCAUGAGAUGUUUCUCGUUAUUACAUGUACUUAACGUAUAUUGCAUAUAAUCGAAAUAAUCAUACGUGUGAUAAGCAUUUUCUCCAUUCAACCGGUGUGUAUUGUCAGUUCCCAACAAAUUACGGCGAAACUCAUUCUCUGACUUCAUUACUUACGUGGAAUCUAAACUAAAAAAAAUGUAAUUAAAGUUUUGUUUUGGCUGUGACGCAAAAUUUUAUCUCAGUAAAAAAGUGGCGUCACAUUACACUUACCAAAACCAACUUAAGUUACAAAAUUUUGGGGAAUGGGCAAAAAUCAAAAACUAUCAAUGUUUAUUCUCUCAAAACCAAAGUAUUUAUGUAUACUAUUUUUAUUUGGUUACCUUUUUUAUUAUUUUAUUAAAGUUGUUAAAUGUUUAUUUAUGAAUA
This is a messenger RNA of Tribolium madens (black flour beetle), 2067 nucleotides long. RefSeq names its product transmembrane protein 184B (gene Tmep). NCBI's taxonomy places the organism in Eukaryota, Metazoa, Arthropoda, Insecta, Coleoptera, Tenebrionidae. The record is from RefSeq and is a predicted model, not a curated record. Gene Ontology annotation, biological process: transport. The coding region runs from base 237 to 1556 and encodes 439 amino acids. The transcript has 7 exons. Gene Ontology annotation, molecular function: transporter activity.